This is a messenger RNA of Amaranthus tricolor (Joseph's coat), 2672 nucleotides long. Its product is annotated as ABC transporter B family member 25, mitochondrial. The record is from RefSeq and is a predicted model, not a curated record. Lineage: Eukaryota; Viridiplantae; Streptophyta; Magnoliopsida; Caryophyllales; Amaranthaceae. The transcript has 20 exons. Gene Ontology annotation, cellular component: mitochondrial inner membrane. Bases 74 to 2254 code for a protein of 726 amino acids. Gene Ontology annotation, molecular function: ATP binding; ABC-type transporter activity; ATP hydrolysis activity. Gene Ontology annotation, biological process: transmembrane transport; intracellular iron ion homeostasis.
UGAGUAUUUAGUAUUGACAAUUGAUAAAUAAGGGAGCUCAUUUUAUCUGCCCUAUGAACAAAUUUAGGGACCAAUGACAAUCUUGUGGAGGUCUUCUGCUACCAUUAGAGCUUAUGUUACCCAUACACUUUGUUCGCCGGCGACAUUCCGGCAGAAUAUUCCGGCAUACUUUUCUAGGGCCAUUUCUCAUUCUUGCACUUCUCCCUCUUCAUACUCUCUGUUCAUGUCGCCGGUUUGCUUCACUCAAACGCAUGCACUUUCAUCAUCUUCUAGCCCCAUUUUCAAACCUAGCAUAUCGUUCUACUCUGAUAAGAGGAUGCAGGUGAUGGGGUAUGCCUUGUUGUCCACUUCUUCCGGCGAUGUGAAUGGAGCAAAGCAGGUUAUCAAGCAAAAAACUAGUCAGGAAGCUAAAGUUGAUCAAGUUCCUGAUGUGAAAAUACUAACUACCCUGGUUAAGUACUUAUGGUCAAAGGAUAAUCUUGAAUUUCGCCUCAGGGUUCUGGCAGCUGUAGGGUUUCUAGUUGGUGCAAAGGUUUUGAAUGUUCAGGUGCCUUUUUUGUUUAAACUUGCAGUUGAUUGGCUUACGACUGCAACUGGGAAUGCCAGUGCUCUUGCUUCCUUUACAGCUUCCAAUUCAUAUAUGCUCGCUUUUUUUGUUAGUCCAGCUGCUGUUUUACUUGGUUAUGGGAUAGCACGUGUUGGUGCUUCAGCUUUCAAUGAACUACGAACUGCAGUAUUUUCCAAGGUAGCUCUACGGACAAUUCGAUCCUUGUCACGGAAGGUUUUCUCACAUUUGCAUGAACUUGACCUUCGUUAUCAUCUUAGUCGAGAAACUGGUGCUCUCAAUCGGAUCAUUGAUCGUGGUAGCCGUGCUAUAAACUUCAUUCUCUCAUCUAUGGUGUUUAAUAUUGUACCCACGAUUUUAGAGAUAUCUAUGGUGUCAGGUAUAUUGGCUUACAAGUUUGGAGCUCCAUUUGCAUGGAUCACUUCCUUGUCAGUUGCUGCAUAUGUUGCUUUCACGUUGACUGUGACUCAGUGGAGGACGAAGUUCAGGAAGGCUAUGAACAAGGCUGACAAUGAUGCUAGUACAAGGGCAGUUGAUUCACUUAUUAACUAUGAGACCGUCAAAUAUUUUAACAACGAGACGUAUGAAGCUGAAAAGUAUGAUGAGUUUUUGAAGAGGUAUGAAGAUGCUGCACUGAAAACUCAACGCAGUCUUGCUGCUCUCAACUUCGGCCAAAAUGUGAUAUUUAGCAUAGCUCUCUCAACUGCUAUGGUUUUGUGCUCAAAUGGUAUAAUGGCCGGGCAGAUGACAGUUGGCGACUUGGUUAUGGUAAAUGGCCUACUUUUCCAGCUUUCACUUCCGUUAAAUUUUCUUGGUAGCGUUUAUCGGGAGACAAUCCAGAGUCUUGUUGACAUGAGAUCAAUGUUUCAACUACUAGAGGAAAAGGCUGAAAUCAGUGAGAAAGAAAAUGCAAAGCCUUUGCAGCUGAAUGGGGGCAGUAUUCAAUUUGAUAAUGUACAUUUCAGUUACCUGACUGAAAGAAAGAUACUUGAUGGGAUAUCAUUUGUUGUGCCACCUGGACGAAGUGUGGCUAUCGUUGGCACUAGUGGAAGUGGCAAGUCAACCAUCCUCAGAUUGCUUUUCAGAUUCUUCGAUCCUCAUCAUGGACAUAUAAGAAUUGAUGACCAAGAUAUAAGCGAGGUUACUCUUGAAAGUUUACGGGAAUCUAUAGGUGUUGUGCCACAGGACACGGUACUUUUUAAUGACACAAUAUUCCACAACAUCCAUUAUGGCCGUCUGAUGGCAACAGCAGAGGAGGUAUAUGAGGCUGCACGGCAAGCAGCAAUUCAUGAUACUAUCAUGAAUUUCCCUGAGAAGUAUUCAACGGUUGUGGGGGAAAGAGGUCUAAAGUUGAGUGGUGGUGAAAAGCAGCGUGUCGCACUGGCUCGUGCAUUCCUUAAAUCUCCGUCCAUUCUGCUUUGCGAUGAGGCUACAAGUGCGCUAGACAGCACCACAGAGGCAGAAAUUUUAAGUGCUUUAAAGUCGCUUGCUAAUAAUCGGACCUCCAUUUUCAUUGCUCAUCGGCUUACAACUGCUAUGCAAUGUGAUGAGAUUGUAGUCCUAGAAAAUGGGAAGGUCGUUGAGCAGGGACCGCAUGAUGUCCUUUUGUCGAAACCAGGUAGAUACUCACAGCUCUGGGCUCAGCAAAACAGCUCGGUUGAUUUCAUUGAUUCAGCAGUCAAGUUAUAAACCAAGGCACAAUCGAGGAACGCUUUUACGGUUUUAUCUGCAGAUCAAAUUACGUAAUUGGUGGUUAUUCAUGUCAUGAUUCAAAAGAAAAGGUGUACAAAUUUGAAAAAUCCGGAAUAAGAGCCGAAAUGCUAGGAAUGAUGAACAGCAUGAACGAUAACAAACUUCCUUUUGUGAUUUUGUAUCUUUCGGAAAACUGCUCACUUGGGCUAUCGCCUUUUUUAUUUUCUUUUUGAAUUUCAGUUCUUGUAUAGAUAGAUCUUCACAAAUCAAGCCAUUUUUUGCAUUUUUUUUCGUUCUUAGAUGUAUUUUAACACGAUGAGAGCACAUUAACUGUAAAGAUACCCUACAUGGUUGAGGGUGUUUUUGUCGGCGUUUACAAUGGCAGGUUUUGAUGUGAAUUUGAGGUUUGAACAAA